Molecule: messenger RNA, 1509 nt
Organism: Cryphonectria parasitica EP155
Lineage: Eukaryota; Fungi; Ascomycota; Sordariomycetes; Diaporthales; Cryphonectriaceae
Exons: 2
Coding region: 1-1509 (502 amino acids)
Biological process (GO): transmembrane transport
Cellular component (GO): membrane
Molecular function (GO): transmembrane transporter activity
Source: RefSeq, a predicted model, not a curated record
AUGGAGGCUGCUUUGCUCAGCCAGCUGGUUGCCGUCGAAUCGGCACCAGCCCGGCCCCAAAGAAGCGUUACCAAGACCUAUCCUGCUGUUCCCCAGGGCGACGAUGCAUCCAGCACCGCAGAAUUCGAGCUGGUUCGUAUCUCCAGGCCAGCGACACACACAGGAGGCUACAAGUCCGGGACAGUGACGCCCAACUACUUCUCACGCCCGCCCACGCCUGACCUCGAGAGCCGUCCUGCGAGCCCUGUGUUCGGUCCAGACGAUGGCGCCGAGGCCCUCCACAGCAUCUGGGACCCCUACAUGAACAGGUUCAGGCUGCUGUCGGCCUGCCUAACGAACCUAGGGAAUGGGCUAAGUGAUGCUGCUUCUGGGCCUCUGUUACCGUACAUGGAGAAGUACUACAACAUUGGGUACGCCGUGGUGUCCCUCAUCUUCGUGGGCCAGGCCGCAGGCUUUAUUCUAGGCGCAGGCCUGAUCGAUCCCCUCAGAGAGCGUCUCGGCCGAGGCCGUGCCAUCGCCCUGUCCAAGCUAUUCAUGACUGGCGGUUACGCAGCCAUCGCCUGCACGGCCCCCUUCCCCGUCAUCGUCGUUGCCUUCUUCCUCAUCGGCCUGGGCAUGAGUAUCAACCUGGCCCUGGGCAACAUCUUCUGCGGCAGCCUGGCCAACAGCACUACCGCCCUGGGUGCCAUGCAUGGUGCCUACGGCAUCGGCGGCAUUUGCGGUCCCUUGAUCGCCAACGCCUUUGUGACGGUCCUCAACCUGGUCUGGAGUCGGUACUACCUCCUCACCCUGGCCGCCUCUGUGCUCAACAGCAUCUUGGCGCUCUGGUCCUACUGGCACUUUGAGACCGAAAACGCCGACACAACUGCUGCCGCUCCCCUCGCUCCGACCCGAAGCUCUUCGUCGAGGGCAGUGGCGUCCAAGCUGCGCGGCGCACUUCAGGCCUUCCGGUCCCGCGUCGUCGUGCUCGGCGCCCUCUUCAUCUUCGCCUACCAGGGUGCCGAGGUGAGCAUCAGCGGCUGGGUCAUCUCUUUCCUUGAGGACGCGCGACACGGCGCACCGAGCCGCGUCGGGUACGUGACCUCGGGCUUCUGGGCCGGCAUCACGCUGGGGCGCUUCAUCCUGAGCAUUCCCGCCCACCGCAUCGGCGAGCGUAUCUUCGUGUACGGCAUCGUCGUAGGCGCAGCAAUCUUCGAGCUGCUGGUGUGGUUCGUGCCCAACAUUGUCGGGGAUGCAGUGGCUGUCGCUCUUGUAGGCUUGCUGCUGGGCCCUGUCUACCCUUGCGCGGCUGCCAUCUUCAUGCGCACUAUGAGUAGGUCCGAGAAGGUGAGCGGCAUGGGCGUCAUCAGUGCUUUCGGGAGCUCUGGCGGGGCGGCGGCGCCGUUCACCACGGGUUUGCUUGCGCAGGCCGCCGGCACGUUUGUGCUGCACCCUAUCGCGAUUGGGUUGUUUGCUGCCAUGUUGGUGUGCUGGUAUGGCCUUCCUUCUGAGAGGAAGAGAAGGGACUAG